AUGGCGUACAAGGUAGAUCACGAGUACGAUUACUUGUUCAAGAUCGUCUUGAUCGGCGACUCGGGUGUCGGGAAAUCCAACAUCCUGUCAAGAUUCACACGCAACGAGUUCUGUUUGGAAUCCAAAUCCACCAUCGGUGUCGAAUUCGCUACGAGGACUCUCCAGGUGGAAGGCAAGACGGUGAAGGCCCAGAUAUGGGACACGGCCGGGCAAGAGAGGUAUCGGGCAAUCACGAGCGCUUACUACCGAGGGGCCGUUGGGGCGCUCGUCGUUUACGACAUCACCAAGCGCCAAACGUUCGAAAACGUGCAGCGUUGGCUUAGGGAGCUCCGGGACCACGCCGACUCCAACAUCGUCAUCAUGCUCGCCGGCAACAAGUCGGAUCUCAACCACUUGCGAGUCGUGGCCGAGCGUGACGCCAACCUAUUUGCCGAGAAGGAAGGCCUCUCCUUUCUCGAGACAUCCGCCCUUGAGGCCCUAAAUGUCGAGAAGGCGUUUCAAACAAUCUUGCUCGACAUUUAUCAGAUUAUUAGCCGCAAGGCCUUGGCCGCUCAGGAGGCCGUGGCUCCACUCCCGGGACAGGGCACGACCAUCAAGGUUGGGGACUCAGCCAACUCGAACAACAAGGCAACUUGUUGUUCGACUUAA
Striga hermonthica is the source of this 648-nucleotide messenger RNA. The record is from the annotation of a GenBank genome assembly. NCBI's taxonomy places the organism in Eukaryota, Viridiplantae, Streptophyta, Magnoliopsida, Lamiales, Orobanchaceae.